Molecule: messenger RNA, 1383 nt
Organism: Pochonia chlamydosporia 170
Lineage: Eukaryota; Fungi; Ascomycota; Sordariomycetes; Hypocreales; Clavicipitaceae
Product: cytochrome P450
Exons: 7
Coding region: 1-1383 (460 amino acids)
Molecular function (GO): iron ion binding; heme binding; oxidoreductase activity, acting on paired donors, with incorporation or reduction of molecular oxygen
Source: RefSeq, a predicted model, not a curated record
AUGGCCUUUUUUGAAUAUGUGCCGUGGUACAUACCGAUAAUUGCAAUCAUAGUCUACCUUGGCUCGACCGCCGUGUAUAAUGUUUACUUUCAUCCACUGGCCCGGUUCCCAGGGCCCAAAUCAAGAGCGAUAUCCGAAUGGCCCUAUUUCCGCGCCAUGAUCAAUGGGUCUGAUCCAAAACGUGUACUGGAGAUGCAUAACAAGUAUGGACCUGUUGUGCGAGUGUCGCCAAACGAGCUGGCCUUUGUGCGCCCGGCAGCCUUCAAAGAUAUUUACGGCUACAAGAGGGGCGGGAAACCGGAGCUCUCCAAAGACAAAAAGUACUUCUCUGGUAUGGGUGAGCCCUCGCUGGUGAAAAGCCCCGAUCCAGCUUAUCAUGCCCACCUUCGGAAAAUGCUGGCCCCUGGGUUCUCGGACGCUGCGCUUCGCAAGCAGGAAGCAGUGAUUCAAGAAUAUCUUACCAUUUUCAUGAAGAAACUCGAGGAGGAGAGCCAGACUGGGGACGGUUGUGUUGACGUUGUCCUAGGGUGCAAGUUCUUCGUCUUCGACGUCAUCGGGUAUCUAACAUAUGGAGAGUCGUUCGAUUGCCUCAGUUCCAACAAGCUCCACACAUGGGUAAGAUUGCUCGGGAAACUGGGUACGUUUCUCGUCUACAACCAGGCGUCGGAACGCCUGCCCAGUAUCUUCAAGUAUCCUUUCUUGCUGGUGAAGAUGCCGAGGGAUUUGAUAUCCAAUAUCAACACAGUGGAAAGCAUUAGCCAAACCAAAGUUGACUACCGAAAGACACAUGAAUCCACUAUCCCGGAUUUCAUGGGGAAACUGAUUGAAGAACACAAGGCAGGAAGGUUGAGUAACAAGCAAUUGAGCUCGAAUGCUUCGUUCCUGAUAGAUGCCGGAAGUGAAACGCUGGUGACUUUCUUCUCACAUUGCGUGAACAGUCUCCUGACGCACCCGCGUGUACUGGCUAAGCUUACGAGUGAGAUUCGGGGAAUGUUUGCCAACGCCGACGACAUCACCAUGGUCAACGUGAAUCGAUACAAGUACUUGCGGGCAGUGAUUGAUGAGAGCAUGCGCGUCAAGCCGCCAGCUCCAGCCGUCCAUCCACGUUACACACCUCCCGGUGGUGCCGAGAUCGAUGGCUUCGACGUCCCCGGAGACGUGGUAGUUGGUGUUACCAUAUAUGCAGCUUGUAACAGCCCACUCAACUUUCAUAAUCCGUUGGACUUCGUGCCGGAACGAUGGACUGGUGAAGAUCCAAAAUACCAAAAGGAUGCGAGGGAUGCUGCACAGUACUUCUCAGUUGGCCCACGAGACUGUCUUGGCCGCAAUUUGGCGUAUGUCGAGAUGAAAACUAGUCAUGGCCAAGCUGCUGUGGCAUUUUGA